Molecule: messenger RNA, 3419 nt
Organism: Lucilia cuprina (Australian sheep blowfly)
Lineage: Eukaryota; Metazoa; Arthropoda; Insecta; Diptera; Calliphoridae
Product: zinc finger protein 354C-like
Exons: 5
Coding region: 239-3121 (960 amino acids)
Biological process (GO): regulation of DNA-templated transcription
Molecular function (GO): DNA-binding transcription factor activity, RNA polymerase II-specific; RNA polymerase II cis-regulatory region sequence-specific DNA binding
Source: RefSeq, a predicted model, not a curated record
AAAACACAUGUAAAUGUAAACAAUUUUGACAGUUCAAUUAGGCAGAUUGAAUUUUGAAGAAAAUUUUUGUACAAAAAAAAGUCAAAUAUGGCAACAGUCCCUGUGAGGUAAUCUUAUAGAAAUUAAUUUUUGAUUAGUAUCUAUAAAUUUUGCAAUAUAAACAAAAUUUUAACAACUUCUAGAACUUCUUUAACAAAUUAUAAUAGAACAACAAACCAAUCAGCAAAUUAACAAUAAAAUGAGAGUUUGUUGCAUUUGCAAGAAAAAAGCUACAAAUGGGAAUCGAAAUUUUUUCUCCGUUCCAAAAGAUGAACGCCGAAAGAUUUGGAUGAAAGUUUGCCGUAUGAAUUUUAUGGCAACUGCAGUGAUUUGCAUGGACCACUUUCCACCAAAUGCUAUUAUUAAAAAUGAAAAGAAAAUGAUAUUAAUGCCAAAUGCUUUGCCUACCUUAUGCAUCUCAGACGAAAAGCUAAGGAGCAUAAAAUUGACAAAUUUCUCAGACGAAGAGGAGCAUAAAGUAGAUAUUGUAAACAAUGUCAGUAAUGAGUUCUUAGACAAAGAGCAAAAUGCAAAUAUUGAAAACAAUUCCAUGGAUGAAAUUGAAAUCAAUACCGGAGUUGCCCCAAACUACUACCCGCCAGAUCCUCUAAGUAAUGAUGUUGUGGAAGAUGUAUUGGGAGAAAAUUUAUUAAAUAUAAAUAACAAUGAUCUGCCUGACCUUUUUGAGGGAAAUCCUCUUGUACAAAUACCAAUCGUUAAGCCAGAAAAUAGAUCAAUAUCCACACAAACAAAUACGCGUAUCUGCGGCACAGUAGAAGUAUCCGAGUGCGCGGAAGAAUAUCGCCUUAAUUGUUUCUAUUGUCCUGUAACAUAUCCAUUGGCGUACUAUAAAAAGUUCAUAAGUCAUAUGAAAAAGAAACAUACUGACUUUGAAGCAGCAUUUGAUAUUCCCAAAUAUGUUUCAGACGACCACGAUUAUACUCCUAUCAUUGAGCCGCCUUUAUCUCCACCAAUUGAUGCUAUUGUACAAACUCAACCGCAAGAACCUCUGGUUAUUGAGGCUAACGCUUUAUUACCUUGUCUAGUACGAUUAUUAAAAUCAGCCUAUAAUCCCUUUGGAACCGCUUUAAGUCAAAAUUCCAAUUCCACCAUAGCAGUACAGCAGAAGAACACUAUGGUUAAUUGCAACAACAAUGAACAAUUCGAUAAUUUUGUAAAACCUGCAAUACCAGCACUUGGAAAGGAGAAUAAACUACAACAUCCAUAUAUGUCCAACCAGAAUAUACAAAAUUUCAAUUUGCCAGAGCAAUCGAAAAAUGAAAAAGACAAGCCGCUUAAAAAAAGAACUAUUAAAAAAUCCAGAACAAAAAGUAUUUCGGGAAAAAGCAAGGAAAAGGUUCUCUCCUCGGGAGUAAUUUAUUUAACAAAUAUAAAACGGCAAACUGCUUUAAGUCGUUGUCUUAAGCGAUCUAGUACAAUUGAUACAUUAGAGCCGCCAGAGCCACCAGAAGAUGACACUUCUCCUAUAGAAGAUGCAAAUGUUCAGCCAUAUACAACCGAGCUUUCUUUCGAAUACACGCCACGUGACAUAAUCGAUUCCAUGUUAGACUGUAUGAAAAAUUAUCCUGUCUUGUGGGAGUUUGAUGCUGAACCAUUCAAUGAUGAUUACUAUGAAGCUGUUGAAGAAUUGUGCCGUGUUAUCAACAAAAAAUGGUCUAUGAAUAUAGAUAAUUUGAAAAUGCGACGCAGUGUUAAUCGUGUACUUAGAUAUUACUGGUCUGUUUAUCCAUUGGAAAAUGUGGAAAAUAUUGAUCAAUUUACUUGCUACUAUGAUCAGUUGGCGGCCUUUUUACCAGCGUCUGUGCAUGAAAUAGCUUACUCUCGUUGUUCGCACUGUUAUCGAUGUUACAAGAAUGAUAGUGAUCUAAGGGCUCAUUUGUUGGAGGAAUUUAGGCACCUUCAAUGGCCCCACAAGUGUGUGCAAUGCAAGGAAUGUUUUAGGGAUAUUAAUGAAUUUGAAUUUCACAAAAGUCUGCCUCACUAUUUAGAAGUAUUCAGAUGUGAACAGUGCGGUAAGCGUUAUACUCAACGCAAUAAAUUCAACAAACAUGUUUCUAUACACCAAAUAAAACAAAGUUCCGAACCUGGUAAAUACGUGUGCAGUGUAUGCGGCAAAGAAUUUAAACUUAGCAGUGAAUUGCGGAAUCAUUUGGUAUAUCACGGAGAGAGAAAACACAAGUGCAAUUUAUGUCCGAAAGCCUUUUUCACGAAUGCCACUCUAAGACAUCACUUAAGAAGUCAUAAUAAAGAAUAUCGCUUAAUAUGCGAGGUAUGUGGCAAGGGCUUUAUUCACCACACUAAUCUCAGGGAGCAUUUGAAAAAACACACUGGAGCUAAGGUCACUUGUAAUAUUUGCAAUUUGAAAUUAAGAAAAUCAAGUCUAAUGCGACAUCUACGUACAGUGCAUAUAGCCUGCGAGGGCACCAUUGAAAGUACCUACAGAGCGAGAAAUCAUCAUUAUAGGAAAUUACUACAAUGGCCGAGUAAGCUCUAUACUCGCCGCACCAAGUACAAAAAGGAGAAAGAAUACUGUUGUAAAAUCUGUGACAUACAUUUCGAUGGCCACAAACAAAUUGUUGAACACAAUAAGGAGUUUCAUAACAAUGGCCAAAAGUGGCCGUGUAAAUUAUGUACUUCGGAAUUUAAUCGUAAACUAAAUCUUAGUCGUCAUUACCGCAAAAAACAUCAGCUGCAUGCUUAUCAAGUUUUCAAAUUAGUCGAUAAGGGUGAAGAUGUAGAUACAGUGUUGGCAAUAAAACCCGAAGAGUUGGAUAGAUUAACCGAAACUUUACAUUAUUCACUGAAUACUGGACUGACUGGAACAAAUAGUACAGCAGCAGCAACAGCCGAAGCACAGAAACAUAUAACAACCGAAACAACAACCAUAAUAAAAACAGAUCCCUCACCAGAAGAGAUAUAUAUUGAGGAAGAGAGACUACACAGCGAUACAAUACAAGAUCAAAUAAUGCAGGUCGUUGAUGAGGAUAACAUGGCCUCACACGAUAUUAAAGUCGAUGACGAUCAUUAUAUGAAUGAUUUUUUCACAAAUCUCUUAAAAUAAGUUUCUAGUUUUAAAUUAAUACAUUUAUUUUUUUGUUUCUUUUUUUUAAGUAAAAAAAUUGUUGUUUUGUAAGUUUAUUAAUUUAAUAUUCUUGUUAAAUUUCUCAUCGUUGGGUUUGCUGUGCAACUCCGUUCAAAAAUGAACAUUCGAAUUUGCAUGUAUGUAUGUUGUUAAAAACAAUGUAAUAUAUUGAAACCCUUUGGUAAUUGAGAAAUUGUGGCUUUCUAGUUAUAGUUAGCAUUGUACAUAUUUUUGUUAAACUCAAUUAAAUUUAGAAAGAAUAAAAAGUUUUUCAAAA